GGUGCCAGGGCCGGAACGUUUGUGCUAGGGUUACGCGGAGCGGUCGGAACGCUUUGGUGGACGUCCUCGAGCCCGUUCCUUUCCCCAUCCCUUCUCCCCAACCUGCCGCCGCGAGCCCAACUGCCGCGGCCCGUGCGCGCCGGGAGCGAGGCCACGUGAGGAAGCGGAGGAGGCGGCGCGCGGUGCAGGUUGUAAGGCUCCUUCCCUCUGGCACCACCAUGUAUGCCGUGUACAAGCAAGCUCACCCCCCUACGGGGCUGGAGUUUUCCAUGUAUUGCAAUUUCUUUAGUAAUGCAGAACGCAACCUUGUGGUGGCGGGGACCUCCCAACUGUAUGUGUACCGGCUCAACCAUGAUGCGGAGACUUCAACCAAGAGUGAUAGGAAUGCAGAAGGGAAGUUACACAAGGAACACAAAGAAAAGCUUGAACUGGUGGCCUCCUUCUCCUUUUUUGGAAAUGUCAUGUCUAUGGCCAGUGUGCAGCUUGCUGGAGCCAAAAGAGAUGCCCUACUUCUCAGUUUCAAAGAUGCCAAGCUGUCAGUGGUAGAGUAUGACCCUGGGACUCAUGACCUGAAGACCCUCUCACUACAUUACUUUGAGGAGCCUGAGCUGAGGGAUGGCUUUGUCCAGAAUGUGCACACGCCUCGGGUGCGAGUGGACCCUGAUGGGCGUUGUGCGGUCAUGCUGAUCUAUGGAACACGACUUGUAGUGCUGCCUUUCCGAAGAGAGAGCCUGGCAGAGGAACAUGAGGGGCUAGUAGGGGAAGGGCAGAAGUCAAGCUUCCUGCCAAGCUAUAUUAUUGAUGUUCGGGCCUUGGAUGAGAAGCUCCUGAACAUCAUUGAUCUGCAGUUCCUUCAUGGGUACUAUGAGCCCACUCUCCUCAUCUUGUUUGAGCCCAAUCAGACGUGGCCAGGGCGUGUGGCUGUACGACAGGAUACAUGCUCCAUUGUUGCCAUUUCUCUGAACAUUCUGCAGAAGGUUCACCCAGUUAUCUGGUCCCUCACCAACCUGCCUUUUGACUGUACCCAAGCACUAGCAGUACCCAAACCAAUAGGUGGAGUAGUAAUCUUUGCUGUCAACUCCCUCCUUUACCUGAACCAGAGUGUCCCACCCUAUGGUGUUUCCCUCAACAGCCUCACUGCUGGCACCACAGCCUUCCCUCUACGCAUGCAGGAUGGAGUGAAGAUCACUCUGGAUUGUGCACAGGCUGCCUUUAUAUCCUAUGACAAGAUGGUCAUCUCCUUAAAAGGGGGCGAGAUCUAUGUACUGACCCUCAUCACAGAUGGGAUGCGUAGUGUCCGAUCCUUUCACUUCGACAAAGCAGCUGCUAGUGUUCUUACCACCUGUAUGAUCACCAUGGAACCAGGUUACCUUUUUUUGGGCUCUCGUCUUGGGAAUUCACUUCUACUCAAAUAUACAGAGAAACUACAGGAACCACCAGCCAGUGCUGCCCGAGAAGCCCCAUCACGGGAGGUUUCUGACAAGGAUGAGCCGCCUGUCAAAAAGAAGCGAGUGGAGUCCACGCUGGGCUGGGCAGGUGGGAAAUCAGCUCCCCAGGAUGAGGUGGAUGAGAUUGAGGUGUAUGGCAGUGAAGCCCAGUCUGGUACCCAACUGGCCACUUACUCCUUUGAGGUAUGUGACAGCAUCCUGAAUAUUGGACCCUGUGCUAAUGCUGCCAUGGGAGAACCAGCUUUCCUGUCCGAGGAGUUUCAGAACAGCCCAGAGCCAGACCUGGAAAUUGUGGUUUGCUCAGGUUAUGGCAAGAAUGGAGCACUGUCUGUGCUUCAGAAGAGCAUUCGGCCCCAGGUGGUGACAACCUUUGAGCUGCCUGGCUGUUAUGACAUGUGGACAGUCAUUGCACCCUUACGCAAGGAAGAGGAUGAGACUACCAAGGGGGAGGGGACAGAACAGGAGACCAGCUCCCCAGAAACAGAAGACGAUGGGAAGAGACAUGGCUUUCUUAUUCUCAGCCGGGAGGAUUCUACCAUGAUCCUACAGACAGGUCAAGAGAUCAUGGAGCUGGACACAAGUGGCUUUGCCACACAGGGUCCCACUGUCUAUGCUGGUAACAUUGGUGACAAUCGCUAUAUUGUCCAGGUAUCACCCCUCGGUAUUCGUCUGCUAGAGGGAGUGAACCAGUUGCACUUCAUUCCUGUGGACCUGGGCUCUCCCAUUGUGCAGUGUGCUGUCGCUGAUCCUUAUGUGGUCAUUAUGAGUGCUGAGGGUCAUGUGACUAUGUUCCUUCUGAAAAGUGACUCCUAUGGGGGAAGGAACCAUCGCCUGGCUCUUCACAAGCCCCCUUUGCAUCAUCAAUCAAAGGUGAUUGCACUCUGUGUGUACCGGGAUGUCAGUGGGAUGUUCACCACUGAGAGCAGAGCGUCUGGAGCUCGGGAUGAACUGGGAGGUCGAGGGGGACUGGAGGCUGAAGGCCUGGGACCUGAGAUCAGCCCCACUGUGGAUGAUGAAGAAGAGAUGUUAUAUGGAGACUCCAGUUCCCUGUUCAGUCCCAGCAAAGAAGAGGCUCGAAGGAGCAGUCUCCCACCUGCUGACCGAGACCCUCCCCCAUACAGAGCAGAGCCCACCCACUGGUGUGUGCUAGUACGAGAGAGUGGGGCCAUGGAAAUCUAUCAGCUCCCAGAUUGGCGCCUGGUGUUUCUAGUGAAGAAUUUCCCCGUUGGGCAGCGAGUACUAGUAGACAGCUCCUUUGGACAGCCAGCCACCCAAGGUGACACCAAGAAGGAAGAGGUGACUAGGCAAGGGGAACUUCCUCUUGUUAAGGAGGUGUUACUGGUUGCCCUGGGUAACCGUCAGACCCGCCCCUACCUGCUGGUUCAUGUAGACCAGGAACUGUUGAUCUAUGAGGCCUUUGCCCAUGACUCCCAGCUCGGCCAGAGCAACCUCAAAGUGCGAUUCAAAAAGGUCCCCCACAACAUCAAUUUCAGGGAGAAGAAGCCAAAGCCAUCAAAGAAGAAGCCAGAAGGGGGUGGGACUGAAGAGGGUGCUGGUGCUCGGGGCCGUGUGGCCCGGUUCCGUUAUUUUGAAGAUAUUUAUGGCUAUUCAGGGGUGUUCAUCUGUGGUCCCUCCCCACAUUGGUUGCUUGUGACGGGUCGGGGAGCCCUUCGAUUGCAUCCCAUGGGUAUUGAUGGCCCCAUCGACUCCUUUGCCCCUUUCCACAAUGUUAAUUGUCCAAGAGGAUUUCUGUACUUCAACAGACAGGGGGAACUUCGGAUUAGUGUGCUCCCAGCCUAUUUGUCUUAUGAUGCUCCCUGGCCAGUAAGAAAGAUCCCAUUGCGAUGCACAGCUCACUAUGUUGCCUAUCACGUGGAAUCCAAGGUUUAUGCUGUGGCCACCAGCACCAAUGCCCUAUGCACCCGCAUCCCUCGAAUGACAGGUGAAGAGAAGGAAUUUGAGACAAUAGAGAGAGAUGAACGAUACAUCCACCCCUUGCAGGAGGCCUUCUCUAUCCAGCUUAUCUCUCCAGUCAGUUGGGAGGCCAUCCCCAAUGCUAGGAUUGAGCUGGAGGAAUGGGAGCAUGUGACCUGCAUGAAGACAGUAUCCCUUCGCAGUGAGGAGACUGUGUCUGGCCUCAAGGGCUAUGUGGCUGCUGGAACCUGCCUCAUGCAGGGGGAGGAGGUCACAUGCCGAGGCAGGAUUCUGAUUAUGGAUGUGAUCGAGGUAGUUCCAGAGCCAGGACAGCCACUGACAAAGAAUAAGUUCAAAGUGCUGUAUGAGAAAGAGCAAAAGGGGCCGGUAACAGCUCUCUGUCACUGCAAUGGCCACCUGGUAUCAGCCAUUGGCCAAAAGAUCUUCUUAUGGAGUCUUAGGGCCAGUGAGCUGACGGGCAUGGCUUUCAUCGACACACAGCUCUACAUUCACCAGAUGAUCAGUGUGAAGAAUUUCAUCUUGGCAGCUGAUGUCAUGAAGAGCAUUUCUCUGCUUCGUUACCAGGAGGAAAGCAAAACCCUGAGCCUGGUGUCCCGGGAUGCCAAGCCCCUGGAGGUGUACAGUGUGGACUUCAUGGUAGACAGUGCUCAACUUGGCUUUCUGGUGUCGGACCGGGACCGCAACCUCAUGGUGUACAUGUAUCUGCCUGAAGCCAAGGAAAGUUUUGGAGGGAUGCGGCUGCUGCGACGGGCAGAUUUCCAUGUGGGUGCCCAUGUGAAUACAUUCUGGAGGACACCAUGCAGGGGGGCGGCAGAAGGGCCUAGCAAGAAAUCCAUUGUCUGGGAGAACAAGCACAUCACAUGGUUUGCCACAUUAGAUGGUGGCAUUGGGCUCCUAUUGCCCAUGCAGGAGAAGACAUAUCGGCGGCUACUGAUGUUACAAAAUGCCCUGACCACCAUGCUGCCCCACCAUGCUGGCCUCAACCCCCGUGCCUUUCGGAUGCUGCAUGUUGACCGUCGCAUCCUACAAAAUGCUGUACGCAAUGUCCUUGAUGGAGAACUCCUUAAUCGUUAUCUCUACCUUAGCACCAUGGAACGUGGAGAGCUUGCCAAGAAGAUUGGAACCACGCCUGACAUUAUUCUGGAUGACCUAUUGGAGAUUGACCGUGUUACAGCUCAUUUCUAGUUGCCCCUGUCCCAAAUACACACUUUUGGAUAAAACAAGGUUUUGUUUUAAGGAAACUAAAAGGGUGUGGAGAUGAGUAUUAGAGUUUUACUUAUUUUCUGUGAAGAAGCUGCCAUGGGAUGAAGAGGGGCCUUCCUAUCACUGAAGACUCUGCUCCUAGCACCCCAUAACCAAGGAAGCUGCAGUUGGAGGCAUCCACUCCUUUAUUCUGUGUCCCAAGGGGCCUCCUCGGCCUUAGUCUGAGCAAGCAAGACAACUUGUCUGUCAUCUCUGUAUUCUUGGCCAUUUGACUCCUGUGGGUCUUGCUGCCCUGGUGGCUGAUGCCUGCUCCUCCUCUCUUUGUUGAAGGAGGUGAAUUUGUGCAGCUGAGGGUGGGUAUGACAGGGCCACCCAGACCUAGGGCUCCAUUUCCUUGAGUAUUUCCUCAGGCUCAGGCAUGACACCCAGGUAAACCAGGAAUUUGAUGAUCAUGGAGGUUAGGUGCAUGGAUAACAUCUCCAACCUGGAGCCAAGAGAGAGAGUUAAAGGACUAGCCCCACCAUCAUUCCCCUCCCUCCCUUUCUCAGAAGGGUUGUUGCUUCCUGCCUCACCUGAGGACCAUUUCAAACUUGAAGCUCUCCCAUGUGACCUUGACCCAAUUCAGAAGUCGUCGGUAGAAGGUACCUUGAGUCUGCUCUCCCACCAGCCGGCUCCAGCUCCUUACAGCACUUCUCCGCAAUCCCCCCAAAAUCCCAUAGCAUUAGCAUUUUCUCUCCUUUGUAUACAUUCUUUGCUACCCCAACCUUUUCUAGACUCUGAACUUUCCCUUCCCUGGGAAGUGCCAAGAUAGCCAAGCAACCCAUCAUCCCCGUCUCAGGUGGGUGGUAGACUUAGAGUAUGGGCCAGCCCCGUCCCUUCUUUGGCCUUCUAAGUUCCAAGGGCACACAGACCUCUUAGCCAUGAGGAAGUACCGGUCCACGGGGGCCUUCAGGGUCAUGGUGAUGGAGCGGACGGUGUUGAUGUUGCGCAGGACAAGCAGCAUGGAGCGGGGCAAGGCCUUCAGCACCUCCAUGAUUCGGGCAAAGUGUUCUUUGGCCAUUUCCUGCAUGUAGGCUGUCUCCGCAUGGCUCAGCAUGCCAGAAUUCCACAGCUGCUUCAUGUGAAUUGGUCGUUGCAUUAGCAUCUCACUGAACAGGAAAUAGUCUUGGGGUUGGGGAAGAAGAGGGUAUGUUAGAUACUGGGGAUGGAGACAGCUGUCUUUAAGGCAGAAGUGUCAAACUCAAAGCCCAGUGUGAACCAGAUUACAAUGUAAUUGGGAAAUGUACAAAAUAGAAACAGUACAACAUAGAAAACCAGAAAUAAACCACAUUAUCUAAGUCAAUAUGGCAUUUCUAUUUGAGUUUUACAUCUGCCUUAAAGACUGUUGGAGAUGAGCCUAGUUCUGGUGUGCAGAGUAAAGAUACAGAACAAUUAGAAAGUCUGCUAAGGUAGAUUCUAAGUGAAGACACCACCUUAUAAUUAUUCUUGUUCAAAAGUGGAGUGUCAGCUAUCCCAGGUAAUUUUUUUUUUUUUUUACAAUGUAUAAAAAAAAACUGGUGAGGUUAAUCCUGCAAGGUAAGGCUAAUUGUGAAGUGUUACUGUGUGUUCAGCUACUGCAACAAAAGAGAUGAAUUUCCAAAGUGCUUAGGUGUUCCUGAGAAACAAAAGAAACCUAGGACAGGGCUUUUUCCUUCCUCUGACUUUAGCCAACAUCUACUUCCCUAUAUGUUAAAUGAGGGGACUGCUAAGUUCAGCCAAGCAAGGGAGGGAGGACCAGGAGGAGAGCUUCCUUGUAACAUAAGGAGGUCUCAAGUUUAAAAGGUGAGUUAAGGACAGUACCCCCCUCAACACUGAUCAGAGAUCCACAGUGAAGAGUGAAGUUAAACAUAGAAAGCAACUGUCUAAAGCACAGAGGUGUCAAACAUGGCCCCAUCACAAAGUGUGUUUGGAACCAAAUUAAACAUUGAUGUGGCAUUAGGUCUAAACAUUCCAGAUAUCUGGAAAACUUUUAACUGUGCAUUCCACUUUCAUAUCAAUAUUUAACUGCUUUAGUGCAGAGUUAUAAUUCUAUUAAAGAAUCAUUUGUGUUG
This is a messenger RNA of Trichosurus vulpecula (common brushtail), 6676 nucleotides long. It is a transcript of the gene CPSF1, whose product is annotated as cleavage and polyadenylation specific factor 1. The transcript has 38 exons. The record is from RefSeq and is a predicted model, not a curated record. The coding region runs from base 219 to 4568 and encodes 1449 amino acids. NCBI's taxonomy places the organism in Eukaryota, Metazoa, Chordata, Mammalia, Diprotodontia, Phalangeridae. Gene Ontology annotation, cellular component: mRNA cleavage and polyadenylation specificity factor complex; nucleus. Gene Ontology annotation, molecular function: protein binding; nucleic acid binding.